Mesorhabditis spiculigera is the source of this 1602-nucleotide messenger RNA. The record is from the annotation of a GenBank genome assembly. NCBI's taxonomy places the organism in Eukaryota, Metazoa, Nematoda, Chromadorea, Rhabditida, Rhabditidae.
AUGUUUCUACUGCUCGUCGCUGCCCUUAUUUUAACCUAUGCUCUUUAUCAAUAUACGAUAGCCAGGAGGUUACCACCAGGUCCACUACCCUUCCUUAUCCUCGGCAAUCUCCCUCAGCUUUUCUGGUAUGCUACGAAAAAGGGCGGAUUUGUCAGGGCCAUGCAGGAAUUCCAGCAACACCACGGCGACGUUUACACACUUUGGAUCGGCCCAAUGUAUUUUGUAAAUAUUUGUACUUACGAGAAGGCAAAAGAUCUCAUGAUUACGCAGGGUCACACGCAGGUUGGGCGAUUUUUGGCCCCUUUUGCACUGCUGGCGGAAAUGGAUGAUACCGGAAAGAUUUGGGGAAUUGGCUCAAGCGUUGGCGAGACGUGGACCGAGCACAGACGUUUCGCCCUUCAAACCUUGCGAAAUUUCGGCAUGGGCAAGAAUUUGAUGGAACAGCGAAUUAUUCAAGAAUUCGACCACCACCUCACCAACACAGAGAACAACAUGAAGAGUGGGAAGGUGGAAGUGAAUUCGUUGGAUUUCGUCAAUAUGUUGAUCGGAAACCUGAUCAAUCGUCUGCUUUUCGGAUAUCGAUUUGAAACCGAUGAAAGCCGGGAUCACUUUUUCCGGGUGAAAAACGGGAUUAACGAGAUGGCGGACAGCGCGACGCCGCUUGACUAUUUGAUUUGGCAUUGGUGGAAAUAUGUGCCGCUGUUGAGUCGACGUUACACAAGCACUAUGGAAGCCAUCGAGCCCGUGCUCAAGUUGGUGCAAGACAACGUUGAUCGGAGAAUCCGUGAAAUCGCUUCUGGAGACUACACCCUGCACGACGAGCCGGGUGACUACAUUGACGCCUACCUACUCGAGCAGCGCAGACGUGGCGGGGAUGUUGGAGAAAUGACAACCCACGGCCUUGUCAUUGAUCUGUUCGAUUUGUGGCAAGCUGGCCAGGACACUACUUCCACGACCAUUCAAUGGGGAUUGUUUCUGUUUAUGAAAAAUUUGGCGGCCAUGAAAAGGUGUCAGGACGAGAUUUUAAGAGUAACCAGCCAAAACCGGAAUUUGUCAUUGACCGACCGGGCCUCUACUACUUACUUUACGGCAGCGUGUACCGAAAUCCAACGUCAUGCUUCCAUUCUAGCUUUUAAUCUAUGGAGGAGAACAACAGGACCCUCAAAGAUUGCCGGUUACGACAUCCCAAUUGGUACCCUGACCACCGCGCAACUUUCGGUAAUUCUGGACGAUCCGAAAGUGUUUGAGCAGACUGAAAAGUUUUCUCCCGAGCGUUACCUUGGCGAAAAUGGGAAAGAGUUGACCGAGAAGACAAUCCCAUUUGGCAUCGGAAAACGGAGCUGCCCUGGCGAGGGAAUGGCUAAAGCGGAAAUCUACUUGAUCCUUGGAAAUCUUCUAAACCGCUACAAUUUGACGCCGUCACCAACUCUUCCCCCGACAGGGCCUACUAGCGGAUUAUCAGUUUUUCAUCGUCCGGCAGAUUUCGGAGUCGUCUUGGAAAAAAUUGAUGGACACUGUUGCCAGGCGAUGGAUGGCGACUACAUAGCCCACUGCCAAUCGGAAAAAUGCCCGGCUGAUAGGAGGGAGAUUUUUAUGGUCAAC